AUGGCAAGGGAGAACACGAGAGUGAGGGUUGCCCAAGCAGCCCUGAUUCACAUUCCAACACACAUGAACAUGUACAUGUGCCUAGCAUCAGCCCCAGCGUGGAAUGGUGAAGCAGUGGUUAAGCUCGACAAGCUCGACGCUGCUGCACGCCAGCGGCCAGCCAAACAUGAAGCUCCACCCCGUCCCUGA
This is a messenger RNA of Plenodomus lingam JN3, 189 nucleotides long. NCBI's taxonomy places the organism in Eukaryota, Fungi, Ascomycota, Dothideomycetes, Pleosporales, Leptosphaeriaceae. The record is from RefSeq and is a predicted model, not a curated record.